GGCUCCAGGUGCUUCCUCUCUCGUUAUGGCGCUGCCCUGGGCCCUUGCUGUCCUGAGUCUCCUCCCUCUGCUGGAUGCCCAAGACCCAGCCUGUGCCAUCCUGAAGCCAGCACCGGUCACUAAUGCCAUGCUGGAGCGGCUCUCUGGCAAAUGGUUUUACAUCGCCGCGGUCUUUCGCCAUCCUGAGUACAACCAGUCAGCUAGACAGAUCCAGGCAACCUUCUUUUAUUUUACCCCCAACAUAACAGAAGAUGUGAUACUACUCAGAGAGUACCAGACCACCGGAGGCCAGUGCGUCUAUAACUCCAGCUACCUACAGGUCCAGCGGGAGAAUGGGACCCUCUCCAGAUACGAGUGGGGCACAGAACAUUUUGCCUAUGUGCUGCUCACCAAGGACCCUAAGACCUUCAUGUUUUCCUACUACCCGGAAGACGAGCUGAACCGGGGGCUGUCCUUCUACGCUGACAAGCAGGAGGUGACCGAAGAACAACUGAGAGAGUUCCACGAAGCCCUCAAGUGCAUGGGCCUACGGGAGACAGAAAUCCUGUACACCGAUGGGAAAAAGGACCUGUGUGGGCCGCUGGAGAAGCAGCAUGAGGAGGAGAGGAAGAAGGAAAACAAGGGGUCCCAGGUGGACACAGAGUUGGGCUAGGACUUGGGGACUUUGGGACCCAUCCUCAUCCCCCUGCCAGCCCUUUGUAUCUGCUGCAUUGCAGCUGUUAUUAAUAAAGUUUCUAUGUUUGGAACAGGCUGGCCGGGUCACUUGCUCGUUUGUUCUGACUUGAGCCCUGGCUCAGCAUUAGACCAGGCCUGCCCCUGGUGGGAAGAGCCCCUGUGCAAUACCCAGCGCAUGUGCCAGGGUGGAGGUCCAGACGCAGCAGGUGCCGUGGGAGCCCAGAGCGGGGAAGUUUUCUUCUGCAGUGGGGAAGUCUGGGAAGCCUUCCUGGAAGGGGCAUCUGAAAGAUUAGGAGCUAGAUAAAAUCUACUGUUCCCUCUGCAAGCCAAGAACCUGAGAGGACACA
This is a messenger RNA of Trichechus manatus latirostris (Florida manatee), 1022 nucleotides long. Its product is annotated as alpha-1-acid glycoprotein 2. The transcript is spliced from 6 exons. The record is from RefSeq and is a predicted model, not a curated record. Bases 26 to 652 code for a protein of 208 amino acids. Gene Ontology annotation, biological process: regulation of immune system process. NCBI's taxonomy places the organism in Eukaryota, Metazoa, Chordata, Mammalia, Sirenia, Trichechidae.